This is a messenger RNA of Fomitopsis serialis, 2997 nucleotides long. Its product is annotated as P-loop containing nucleoside triphosphate hydrolase protein. The record is from RefSeq and is a predicted model, not a curated record. Bases 79 to 2997 code for a protein of 972 amino acids. The transcript is spliced from 6 exons. Lineage: Eukaryota; Fungi; Basidiomycota; Agaricomycetes; Polyporales; Fomitopsidaceae. Gene Ontology annotation, biological process: double-strand break repair via homologous recombination. Gene Ontology annotation, cellular component: cytoplasm; nucleus; chromosome. Gene Ontology annotation, molecular function: ATP binding; nucleic acid binding; four-way junction helicase activity.
AAGCAACUGACAGUCUGUGCUCUACGCUGAUCGAGAGUGGCGUGGACCUAUGGGUGAUCGGCAGUCUCGACACAAAUCAUGCCAGGACGAGCAGGUCAAAAUGCAUACAAGCUUCGACAGAAUGCGCGGCGUGUGCAGCCCCGGAAAAUGCGCCCACGUCUCACGGCGGAAGAGAUCGAACGUUUGUCUAUGCUCAUGCAAGAUCGCUUUCACUGGCCAGAGAAGCCACGGUUCUUCCAAGUUGAGGGUGUCAAGGCGCAGAUUGAAGGAAUUGACACGGUCAUACAGGCCCCUACUGGGUCUGGCAAGACGGCCAUUGCAGCUGGUCCGCAUCUUUGGCCCGGAAACGAGGGCAUGACGACCAUCAUGGUUUGUCCACUGCUCGCAUUAGAGGAAGAGAUGGUCACGACAUUCAAAACCGAGUUUGGUCUCACUGCCGUCGCAGUCAAUGGCCAGAACAGUCUGUCUGAGAACAAGCGCAUUAUGCACGAGAUUGUCCGGGGCGAUUACCGAGUUAUCCUCAUCUCGCCGGAGAUGCUUCUCUCACAAUCGUUCAAAGACAGAGUCCUCCGCAACUCAGGAUUCACACGACGUGUUCUGAGUCUCGUCGUUGAUGAAGCCCAUUGCCUAUCACACUGGGGUGCUGAUUUCCGCAAGCAUUAUGCCAGCCUCGGAACGGUUCGCGCAUACCUUCCCUUGGGCACACCAGUCAUUGCUGUGACUGCAACUCUUACGGCUCGUGUCCGACGUGAUCUACACAACGACCUACAUUUUCCCAAGCUCGGCAGCAAGUUUGUGAACGUCGGGAAUGACCGACCUAAUGUAUCCAUUGUCGUACGAGCAUGUGAAUACCCCCAGUAUACCUUUGCUGACCUCGACUUCAUCAUCCCCGAGACGAUCAAUGAUGCACAAGACAUACCCAAAACGUACCUCUAUGUUGAUAACAUUGAGGAAGGUAACAACAUAAUGGAUCACCUCGGCACACUACUCCGAAAGCGAAACCCUCGUCUAUACGAGAGUGGUAUCAUUCGGCCGUUCAAUGCCACGAUGUCAUCCCAAUAUCGCACCCACGCCAUGGCCGCCUUUCGUAGUAACAUGGACUACAGCCAAGGUGACAUGAUCGCAGACGGCAUGAAGAUUGGGCCGAUUCGUGUCCUGGUAUGCACGGAUGCCGCAGGGAUGGGAUGCAAUGUCCCCGACGUUGAUCGUGUCGUGCAGUGGAAAUUGCCGAAGACAUUCUCAAAUUUUAUUCAACGUGCCGGACGCGCGGCUCGCGGUCGAGGCCGCAAAGGCAUUGCCAUCCUCCUCGUCGAGCGGUCUGCUUACUCUGUCGAUGUUCAGGUCCCGAAGCCCUCAUCCGAAGCCAAGGAGCCUAUCCCACAGUCGAAGGUCCUUUCGGGACGUGGACGUGGACGUGGUGGCAAGGGCAAGUCCCGGGGUGGUCGCCAGAAGGCUCCAAGUCCGCAAGAGUAUGCUGCCAGGCAUGGUGUAAAUCGAGGAGCCAGUGCCGGUGAUGCUGAUGAACCCCUCAAUGCGUCUGAUCAACCGGAGGUCGAUAUGGAGGCUGCAGAUGAAGGCCUUCUCGUGUUUGUGCAGAGUACUCAAUGUCGCAGGCGUGUCUGGAGGCAGGUAUAUGAGUGUCCGAGCGGAGAUUCAGUGUCUCGUGUCACGGUGCCGUGCUGCGAUGUAUGCGAUCCUUCGUUGUUUAACCGCGCACGGUGUCUGGAAUCUCCCAAUGCGACAAAGAAGAAGAGGGGCCGAAAGCAAGGCCUCUCAGAUAUUGCUGCGCAGACUGCCCUCGAAGAUUGGCGACAGAAGAAACUCGACGAGGAUCACGUCGAUGCGCUCUUCGGCCCGGGUGCAAUCCUGAGUGACUCGUUAAUCCAACAACUCACCUCCGUAGGCCCGCUAACACAUCCCACGGUCUCUACCAUCAUUGCCACUUGGAUCUGGCGUGACCGUUAUGAGAGCGAGCUUGUUGACUUGCUCUCGGGAAUGCAAAUCGAAUUUCGGGCUAAGCCACCAAAAACAGGGACACGGAGCCAGAAGAAUAAGCGUACAGCUACCGACAACGACGCCCCCAGCAAGCCCGACCUAUCAUCCUCCAAACGACCACGUUGGGGUCCUUCGCCGACUCCCUCGCACCAUCCUUCGCCCGCCACCUUGCACGGUCCCUCACCAGCCACCUCGUAUGGUCCUUCGCCCGCUGCACUGCCUGAUACCUGGGCCGCCGCCGCCCACGGACCAUUGCCCACCGUGUCACACACUACUUGGCCCGUGGCGUUGCAUAGCUCUUCAUACACCGCGGCAGGUCCAUCUUGGCCUGCGGCAUUGUACGGUCUUCCACCCGCUGCAUCAUACUUUGACGGUCUGCCACCCACAGUGUCGCAUGGUCCGUCACCCACCGCUUUCCCUCCUAACUGGGAUGCCCGCUUCCAUGGCCCUUUGCCCGUCACACCGGAUCGUCCCUCGCGCUCCACAUCGCGUGGUUCUUUGGUUCCCGCAUCGCCUCCUCCCUGGGACACUGCCUCGCAGUAUCCUCAACCUAUUGCCUCGCGUGGUCCUUCGCCCGCCAUGUCAUAUGGUCCUUCGCCCGGCGCUGCCUCACCUGCUUCCUGGGCUGUCGCCACGCACGGACCGUCACGGUCGUCGGCUAUGUCGCAUGUUCCUUGGCCCGCUGCGUCGCACGGCCCUUCACCUGCUCCAUCGCCCGUCGAUUUGCACGCUACCUGGUACGCUGCUACACGUGGACCAUCGCCCACUGCAUCGUACACGGGCGUACACACACCUGUUCGCAGUACCUCACAAGCCGGAGACCUUCGUGCACAAGGAACAUCAUCUGCCGCACCCAUAGGAGGCCAAACUGACAUAUUUCAGAUGCAACUCACCUCAGAAAACUAUCUCGAGGUGAACGCAGCGCGGGGCCGAGGUCGAGGACGCGGUCGAGGCCGAGGUCGUGCGCGAGGAGGCCCCAAGGGAACAGGUAGUGGAGGAUAA